This is a messenger RNA of Leptidea sinapis, 2580 nucleotides long. RefSeq names its product mucin-2-like. The coding region runs from base 79 to 2103 and encodes 674 amino acids. The transcript has 2 exons. Lineage: Eukaryota; Metazoa; Arthropoda; Insecta; Lepidoptera; Pieridae. The record is from RefSeq and is a predicted model, not a curated record.
UCGUGUGUGACGUUCAACUUUGAAUCUGGCUACCGCGAGAAUUUCACGACCGAACUCGGCUUAUGCCAGUCUUCUCAGAUGUGGAACGAAGGGUACUACGAAGAUAUUGGCAUUGAAAGUCCCCAUGUCAUGAGUACGAAGUUUAUCUGGCCCUCGAAUACUGUAAAUUGUGUUGCGUCAUUCAUAUUUAUGAUGACGGCCCGUGGAACUGUCGAGAUUAAUAUGUAUGUGGAGCCAGCGCCGAAUGUGAAUCAGGGAGAUCAAGUAUCGAUAGCUGCUAAUGAAAUAAGAGAUGGCGAAAGUGAUGCAACGGUUGGCCAAUAUAUGUUAGUCCCGGGUCAAGAUCCAAAUUUUGUCCCUGGCUGGCGCGUUCUAAGUUUCACUUUAACUGGUUCAGGAUCUUUCAGGGGAUAUAUAACAAUGCUUGGUGUGUCCAAUCCAGAUUCAAUAGUACUUAUUGACUCGUUUCGAUAUAUUCCACCGGGUUACGAUGGUGAGUGUAAUAUUUACGAAGAGCCAGUACAAGAAACGACUAUCACAUUAGAAGACACUACUACAACAACGGAAAUGACUACAACUAUAUUGGACGAUAAAACCACAACAACAAAUACGUUUGAAGAUACAACAACAACAUUGGAAAUGAGUACAACAACAAUAGAAGAUAUAACAACCACUCCCAUAGUUACAACUACAAUAGAAGAGGAUAUAACAAUGACAACUGAAAUAACUACUUUAGAAGAUACAACGCCAACAACGGAAAUUACUACACCUACAUUGGAAGAUACAACCACAACAACGCAAUAUACUAUAACAACAAUUGAAGAUACAACCGAAACUCCUACAGCAACAAAUACGUUUGAAGAAACAACAACAACAUUGGAGAUGAGUACAACAACAAUAGAAGAUAUAACAACCACUCCCAUAGUUACAACUACAAUAGAAGAGGAUAUAACAAUGACACCUGAAAUAACUACUUUAGAAGAUACAACGCCAACAACGGAAAUUACUACACCUACAUUGGAAGAUACAACCACAACAACGCAAUAUACUAUAACAUCAAUUGAAGAUACAACUGAAACUCCUACAGCAACAAAUACGUUUGAAGAAACAACAACAACCUUGGAAAUGAGUACAACAACAAUAGAAGAUAUAACAACCACUCCCAUAGUUAUAACUACAAUAGAAGAGGAUAUAACAACGACAACUGAAAUAACUACUUUAGAAGAUACAGAGCCAACAACGGAAAUUACUACACCUACAUUGGAAGAUACAACCACAACAAUGAUAUCGAUUGCAACGACAAUUGAAGAUACUACCCCCAUAAUAACAACUACAUUAGAAGAAAUAAGCACACCAUCAGAAAUAUCAACUACGACAAUAGAAGAUACUAUGACAACUCCAAUGAUUACAGCUACAACAUUCGAAGACACAACUACAGAAAUAGUACCAACUACCACCGAAGAUACAAAUACAACAGAAACACCUUUAACAACAAUAGAGAAUAUAAUGACUACUCCUAUGAUACCAAUUACUACAUUAGAAGACACAGCCACAACAUCAGAAACAUCAACUAUGACUUUAGAAGAUACAAAUACAACACCGAUAACAACAACUGCAAUGGAAGAUACACCCUAUACUCCAGCAAUUACUACAUUAGAAGAUUCAUCUACAACAACGGGAAUAACAACAACAUUAGAAGAUCCAACCUCCAAUCCUGUAACAAUGACUUCCUCUUCAGAUUACCCUACGUCUACAAACACUGCUACUACGAUACUAGAAGAUUCCAUUACAGAAACUACAAUUACAGCGAUAACGGAAGACUCCACUUCUCAUGAAGUAACUACAACAGUUCCAAAUCCUACUUCCAUUCCAAUAAUAAUUCCAGAUUGGUAUAGUUUUUGGAACGCAUUUACAAUUACUAUGGUUGUUUUACUAAGUAUUAUUGUAUUAAUGAUAGUGGCAGUAAUAAGUUAUUAUUUAGGAGCGAAGAGACGCCGAAGUAAAAGUCCGUUGAUGUUGACUGAGGAAGAUCUUCCUAGACCAAUAAUUAUACCGCGUGUCACACAAGUCUGGCACAAUUCUAUAUCAAAUUACUUUUAUUAAGUCUCGUAGCUAAAGAUCUUGUUAAUUUAUAAACGUUUAACUUUAAUUUUUUUAAUUCAUUUCAAAUAUUGUCACAGUGUUCACAUGAUACCUAUAUUUAUUUGCAGUUUGUAUCGGCUGAUGAACUCUACAUAAUGCUAAAGGCGUAAAUAAUUAAAUACUAAACAAUUUAUAAUGUUAAUCUUCUUUGGUGCUUUAUAGGUGGUUAUAUCUAUUAAGUUACGUAUCUCAACUUCAAUACGUAUCAUUUAAUCUGUACCCCCUUAUUCAUAAUGGUCCGCUAACUUUAAACAGCCGCUUAGGAGUGUUUUUCCUCAUUCUGACCUAGAUCAAUAGAAGACGACAGAGUGAGAAUUAGCAAUGCUUUAAGUUAGCAGACUAUUAUGAAUAAGGGGGUUAUUGUUUAUCUCGUUCUGUAGUUAUGAUUUAUCUGUUUGUUAAAUAACAUUUCGUGCGUCUUGUAAACUAUGCUUUUGC